Brassica oleracea var. oleracea is the source of this 613-nucleotide messenger RNA. RefSeq names its product proline-rich protein 3-like. The transcript is spliced from 2 exons. The record is from RefSeq and is a predicted model, not a curated record. Bases 24 to 539 code for a protein of 171 amino acids. Lineage: Eukaryota; Viridiplantae; Streptophyta; Magnoliopsida; Brassicales; Brassicaceae.
CAAAAGAGUCUAGAGAGGUCGUCAUGGCGCAGAGAAUCACUACAUUGGUUAUGCUCAUAGAGAUAUUGUUUCUGGUAAAUUAUGUGAGUCAAAUCGCCACAACCGCAGCGGAUAACGACGGAGAUGUGAUUCACGUAGCCGGAAAAGUGAUGUGCCAAGACUGCACUCGUAACUACGACAAAUGGAUCAACGGCUCUGAACCCAUCAAAGGGGCUGGGGUAUCAAUCACUUGUAUGGACGAGAGGGAAAGAGUGAGGUACUAUGGCAGCGACAAGACCGAUGAGAGAGGCCAGUUCGAUCUUAUCGUCGACAAAGUCCUCUACGGCGGCAAGAAUCUUAAGCCUAAACUUUGUACCGUCCGGCUCGUGUCCUCUCCUGACAAGUCAUGUGAUAUCCCAACCGAUUUUGGUAAUGGUCAAAGUGGAGUGAAGUUAGUUCAGCCGUUCAUGGUUUUCAAGGAUCUGGUGAAGUUUGUGGUCGGACCGUUUUACUAUACCACCCCCAUGUGUGAGACCCCUGAAUAUGAAAACAACUAUUAGACUUGGAUGGUUUGACUUUUGAUUAAGGUCAUUUAAAUUUACUGGUCCUCUGCCAUAUAUAUAUUUCUCAAAAA